Messenger RNA from Enhydra lutris kenyoni (northern sea otter), 2624 nucleotides. Its product is annotated as solute carrier family 36 member 1. The coding region runs from base 6 to 1436 and encodes 476 amino acids. The record is from RefSeq and is a predicted model, not a curated record. NCBI's taxonomy places the organism in Eukaryota, Metazoa, Chordata, Mammalia, Carnivora, Mustelidae. Gene Ontology annotation, molecular function: L-proline transmembrane transporter activity; L-alanine transmembrane transporter activity; glycine transmembrane transporter activity. The transcript is spliced from 10 exons. Gene Ontology annotation, cellular component: vacuolar membrane. Gene Ontology annotation, biological process: L-alanine transport; glycine transport; proline transmembrane transport.
CUACCAUGUCCACGCAGAGACUUCGGAAUGAGGACUACCAUGACUACAGCUCCACGGACGUGAGCCCAGAGGAGAGCCCAUCUGAAGGCCUAAACAAUUUCUCUUCCCAGGGCUCCUACCAGCGAUUUGGGGAAAGCAACAGCACAACAUGGUUCCAGACUUUGAUCCACCUGUUAAAAGGCAACAUUGGCACUGGACUCCUGGGACUGCCUCUGGCCGUAAAAAAUGCUGGCAUCUUGAUGGGUCCCCUCAGCCUGCUGGUGAUAGGCCUCGUAGCUGUGCACUGCAUGGGUAUCCUGGUGAAAUGUGCUCACCACUUCUGCCGCAGACUGAACAAGCCUUUUGUGGACUAUGGGGAUACAGUGAUGUACGGACUGGAAUCCAGCCCCAGCUCCUGGCUCCGGAACCAUGCACACUGGGGAAGGCGCGUUGUGGACUUCUUCCUGAUUGUCACGCAGCUGGGAUUCUGCUGUGUCUACUUUGUCUUUCUGGCUGACAACUUUAAACAGGUGAUAGAAGCAGCCAAUGGGACCACCAACAACUGCCAUAACAAUGAGACAGUAAUUCUGACGCCCACCAUGGACUCGCGACUCUACAUGCUCACCUUCUUGCCCUUCUUGGUGCUGCUGGUUUUUGUCAGGAACCUCCGAGCCCUGUCCAUCUUCUCUCUGUUGGCCAAUAUCACCAUGCUGGUUAGCCUGGUUAUGCUCUACCAGUUCAUUGUCCAGAAUAUCCCAGACCCCAGCGACCUUCCCUUGGUGGCGCCCUGGAAAACCUACCCUCUGUUCUUUGGCACAGCCAUUUUUGCAUUUGAGGGCAUUGGGAUGGUUCUGCCCCUUGAAAAUAAAAUGAAGGAUCCCCAGAAAUUUCCACUCAUCCUGUACGUGGGAAUGGCCAUCAUCACUGCCCUCUACAUCAGUCUGGGGUGUCUGGGGUACCUGCAAUUUGGAGAUCGUAUCCAAGGGAGCAUAACCCUCAACCUACCCAGUUGCUGGCUGUACCAGUCGGUCAAGCUGCUGUACUCUGUCGGCAUCUUCUUCACCUACGCCCUCCAGUUCUACGUCCCGGCUGAGAUCAUCAUCCCCUUCUUCGUGUCCCGUGUGCCCGAGCAUUGGGAGCUGGUCGUAGACCUGUUUGUGCGCACCAUGCUGGUCUGCAUGACAUGCAUCUUGGCCAUCCUCAUCCCCCGCCUGGACCUGGUCAUCUCUCUGGUGGGGUCCGUGAGCAGCAGUGCGCUGGCCCUCAUCAUUCCGCCCCUCCUGGAGAUCACCACCUACUACUCGGAGGGCAUGAGCCCCCUCACCAUCGCCAAGGACGCCCUGAUCAGCAUCCUGGGCUUCGUGGGCUUUGUGGUGGGGACAUAUGAGGCCCUCUACGAGCUGAUCCAGCCCAGCAAUGCUCCCAUCGUCAUCAACUCUACUGGUGCCUUUGUAUAGCAAUUUGUAUUCAUUCCCUGUAGCUGCCCACCUCGCCCACCCUGUGUGUUCCCCAGCACCUGGCCCUAGAGUCUCAGGUAGGGGCCAGGCUCUGGGGAAAGGCAAGAUUGCUGUCGGGGAGCCCCUCCACCUGACACCUCAGUAUCUGGGCCAGGUGGGGCCGAGGGCAGGAGAGAGAGUGGGUAGUGGAUAUACAGAGGUCACUCUUAGUGGCCGUGCCAUCCUGUUCAUUUGUACUUAAUUUAACCCAGAACUUUUCAACUUUUUUCCCUCUUGAUGUCUCUUCCCUUACCUGCCCCCCCUUCUGACCCACCUCACCCCAAUUAUUCCUGUUGCACAGCUCACUUUAUUUAAAAAUCUUAGCACCUCCCACCUCAUGUUUUCUCCUUCCCAGGCCCAGGCUUGGAUUAAAUGAGUGGGAACCCCUACUCCUUAUAAGGCUGGGCCUAUCUCUUUCUCAGACCUCUCCCAAAUAUUUUACCUCAGUAUCCUCCUACCUAUUCAAGUCUCCAGGGGGUGUCUGGACCUACCUAGUAGUUUAAAACCAGGCCCCAAAGCUGGAGCUUUUAAUCUUUACUCUCUCUGGGUUGUGACCAUCGGCAACACCGUGUCCAAUUUCCUCACUUGGGUCACAGUGUUAUGUUCUUAGUUGCUUUAGCUUCUGGAAGAUACCAAGUGCUGCCUAAAUUGAAAAUAUUUAUAUUUUAUUUAAAAUCAGCUUUUGUUUGUAGACUCUGUCUCUAGAUCUGGGGUUAUUGUGACUUGUUCUUUCCUCAGUAAACUUUUGCUAGGCUUCUUCUGCUGAAAAGAAACUUGCUCCAGGAAAUGUGUGCUUAGGUCCUCAGCACUCUUGGCUGAGUACCCCAAAGGUUUUAAUCAGGAUCAUCUCAAUGCGUACCUCUGUGGGGAGGCGUGCACUCUGCCUCCCACUGACCAGCCUGAUUUCAUAUUGAGGAGAUACGAAGGACUCAGGAUAUGUUUGCCAACGCACAAGGCCAAGGAAAGGAUGGCCGAGUGGGAUGUGCUUCUGUCCCCAGGAGGCUUCUAAAAUGGUCACUUUGUGCAUUCAGGCCUGUUUUUCAGCCUCCGUUCCUGACAGGCACAGGGCAUGGUAGCAUUCAGUUGCCAGCAUGUCAGGAAGACACUCACACUUUGCCGUGUUUGAGGAGAUGAGGCCAGUGUGCACAG